AUGCUUCAGUCAGCAGAAGAAAUACUCCAAUUCCUCGAGAAAGUGUUUAGCGACCCCAAUAGGAGACACACUGCACAAACUGAGUACUGCAAGCUAUACCAGGGCAAGAAUACCUUUGCAACAUUCUGGGCUGAAUUUCAGAGACUCACAGCAGAGCUGGAUUACUCAGAGGAGACUGAGAACUACCGUUACACCACCGACCGCGACUCGGAAACUGCGACGGAGCUGAGACCUGACGACUUCAAAUAG
This is a messenger RNA of Pseudogymnoascus destructans, 249 nucleotides long. RefSeq lists its product as uncharacterized. The record is from RefSeq and is a predicted model, not a curated record. Bases 1 to 249 code for a protein of 82 amino acids. Lineage: Eukaryota; Fungi; Ascomycota; Leotiomycetes; Thelebolales; Thelebolaceae. The transcript has 2 exons.